AUGCAAGACUGUGCUUCAAUUCCUAACGCUGAAUUUAUUUUACAAUCUGACGGUUCAAAUGAUGAGUUCAGCUCCGAUGAAAAGCAAAGCAGAAAUUCGGUAAAUUCGUUUGGUUGCAUAGCACCACGUAAUUCCAUAAAUGGACAAAAAUUUUAUUCGUUAGCUGAUGUUUCGAACAAUUAUUGCUCCAUGGAAAAUGCCAAUGCCAAACAAAAGCGAUCCUCCAAACUAUUCGAUCGACCGGAACUUUUCACCGAAAAAUUAAAAGGAACAUGGAUUGAACAAGUUUUUGUGAAGCGCGAAUGCAUUAAAUAUAUUCCAACGUUUGGAACAAAUAAAUGUGGUUGUGGAUUAUCUUUAAAUGCACAUAGUUUGGCAGUAAUAUCACAAUUUAGAGCGACAAUGAUGAACGAUGAAGCAGCGGUGCGAUCAUCAAAUCAGCCAGUAAGUUGGAAUAUUGCGGAACAUACAAAAACCGCUUAUACGGAUGCCUUUGGAACCUUGGAAUUUUCGGGUGGUGCUCAUGCUCAUAAAGCGCAUUAUGUUCGAUUGGGUUACGAUUCAGAUCCAUCUGAUAUAAUGUAUUUGAUGGAGAAAAUUUGGGGCUUGGAACCACCUCGUCUUGUUAUUACAGUUCAUGGUGGCAUCACUGAUUUCGAGGUACAAGAGAAACUUGGUCAAGUAUUUCGAAAAGGUAUGCUAAAAGCAGCACAAACAACCGGAGCUUGGAUUAUCACUGCCGGAAUAGAUGCCGGAGUGGUACGUCAUGUUGCUACAGCUCUCGAUGAAGCUGGCAUUUCAGCGCGAAUGCGAUCAAAGGUGGUAACGAUAGGAAUUGCACCAUGGGGUUUAUUAAAACGACAUGAAAAAUUAAUUGGAAAAGAUAUCGUUGUAUCCUAUGAUCCACGUUCUUUUUCUUCAAAAAGUAAAUAUGCGACAUUAAACGAUCGGCAUUCAUAUUUCCUACUUGUUGAUAAUGGCACAAAUGGAAGAUAUGGCGCUGAUAUCAUUUUGCGGAAACGUUUUGAAGAAUUCAUAGCUCGAAAACAAACAAUUGGUUUGGGAACGCGACAUGUACCUGUCAUUUGCGCAGUGCUUGAAGGUGGUACUUGCACUAUCCGAGCAAUACUUCAAUAUUUAGCGAAUCAACCACCAGUUCCUGUUAUCGUUUGUGAUGGUAGUGGAAGAGCUUCAGAUCUUAUUGCAUUUGCGCAUCGACAUAUUCUGGAAAAUGGUAAUUUACCGCGAGAAAUUCGUGCGCAGCUUCUCAUCCUUGUUGCUUCGGUAUUUCCUUAUAGUUCAACACCAGCGGAACAAAUUCUGGAAGAAAUAUUAUGCUGUGCUAAACAUCGUGAUUUGCUGACAGUUUUUCGUUUGAGCGAAAAUAAAAAGCAAGAUGUUGAUCAUGCUAUUCUCAGUGCCAUAUUGAAAGGACAGAAUCUAUCAGCAGCUGAUCAACUUUCACUGACCCUUGUAUGGAAUCGGGUGGACAUUGCACGCUCUGAUAUCUUCGUGGGGAAUCAACAUUGGAAUCCGUAUUUAUUAUAUAAUGCAAUGAUGGAAGCAUUGGCAUUGGAUCGCGUCGAUUUCGUUAAACUCUUACUGGAAAAUGGAGUUUCAAUGAAGAAAUUCUUGACGAUCAGUCGACUAGAACAACUUUACAAUAUGGAACAGGAUUCAAUUCUGCCUUUAAUCAACGACAGCAUUUCGAUAAUUGAUGGACGAAUUACACUGCCAAAAAUUGGAGUAGUUAUUGAACGACUGAUGGGGAAUGCUUACAAAUGUUCAUACACGUCGAGAAAAUUCAAAAAUAAAUAUGAAAAAUGCAGAAAGAAAGCAUUGGUCUCAAGAAUUCCAAGUUUCCGGAAUUUUUGUGUGACAUAUUCAAAAACAAGGAAAGUGGAUGAAGAAGCUAGGAACAAUACGCAGAAACGGUUGCGCAGAGAAAGUAAAGAGGAUGACGAAUUUCAAUUUCCAUUCAAUGAUUUAAUGUUAUGGGCAGUCCUGUCACGUCGACAGGAAAUGGCACGUUGCAUGUGGAUGUAUGGUGAGGAGGCAAUGGCUAAAGCAUUGGCUGCGAUAAGACUUUAUAAAAGUAUGAGUAAAGAGGCUGCAGAUGAGUAUAUAGAAGUUGAAGUAUCCAAUGAACUUCGGCAGUUUGCAGAAGAAUUCAAAAGAGAAAGCUUAAGUUUGCUCAAUCACUGCUAUCUGCAAGAUGACGCGGGAACUCUUAGAUUGCUAACAGCUGAAUUACCUAACUGGGGACAUCAUACUUGUCUUUCCUUAGCUGUUAUUGCGAAUAAUCGAAGAUUCUUGGCUCAUCCAUGCUGUCAAAUUUUGCUGGCAGAUUUAUGGCAUGGUGGUCUCGGCAUCAAAAGCAUUUUGUUGCUGGAUGUGAAAGCACGAAUUUCCAACCGUCGCAUGGAUUCUUUCACACGGCGUUCAUUUGUGACCGAAGAGAAUGAGUUUAAUAACGACAAAGAAGAUGACGAUCAUAGUCAAAACAGUGCUUCUUCAUCGUUUUAUACAUCAGAACACUUAAAAAUAAGACGGAAAAGCAAAUACAAAACAACCGCACUCUCCCAUCGCAUGUCAAAUUUUUUCGAGACAGCCAAUUUAAUCGAGGAAACUUUACGGGUCAAAUCAAGAAUUGGAGAAUCACGGAAAUCAGUCGGUACAAGUUUGCAAGAAGUUGAAGAGAUGACUCGAAAAAUGUCGUGGGCCGCUAAAUUUAAUGUCUUUUAUUCCGCACCAAUUACAACUUUCUGGAUAUGGCUUGCAAGUUAUUUUGUAUUUCUGAGCGCCUAUACGUAUGUAAUAUUGAUUGAAUUUCCAGUGAAUCCAACUCAAGUGGAAUGGUUUCUCCUUGCAUACGUUGUCGCAUUUGUUAUGGAACAUUUUCGAAAAUUGUUGGUACAGGAAGCAAGUACCAUUUGUGAGAAAAUACGUGUCUAUUUCAAUCACUGCUGGAAUUAUUUAACUUCCUUAGCUAUUAUAACAUUCUUUAUUGGUUUCGCAUUUCGAUAUAAUGAAUUGACACGUCAUUCAUACGGACGAAUCAUCUUAUCAUGCAAUGUUGUAUUCUGGUACAUCAAACUUCUGGAUUUUAUGGGUGUUCAUCCAAGACUAGGACCAUACAUACAGAUGACAGGGAAAAUGAUUGUAAAUAUGAUGUAUAUUCUGGUUUUAUUGCUGGUGACAUUGAUGUCUUUCGGAAUUUCACGACAAGCGAUCACUUAUCCUCACGAAAAAUGGCAAUGGUUGUUGAUAAGGAAUAUUUUUUACAAACCGUAUUUCAUGCUGUACGGUGAAGUAUAUGCAGGAGAAAUUGAUACUUGUGGAGAUGAAGGUAUUAACUGCGUUCCCGGUGGUUGGAUACCGCCAAUUCUGAUGACCAUCUUCCUUUUAGUAGCAAAUAUCCUUCUAAUCAACAUGUUAAUCGCCAUUUUCAACAAUAUUUUCAAUGAAACAAAUGCCAUUGCGCAACAAGUUUGGCUUUUCCAGCGUUAUGAGCAAGUUAUGGAAUACGAAAAUACAUCUUUUUUUCCUCCACCUUUUACACCGAUAUCGCACUUUUUGAUUCUGCUUAAAUAUUUCUGGAAGUUACAUAAAAAGAGCGGACAAAGGAGACAAGGGACUGGUAAACGAGGAGGAUUUUUCGAUUUUUCAAUGAAGCUAAGUUUGAACGAUGACGAAUUACGUUUGUUGCAUGAUUUUGAGGAAGAUUGCAUGGAUGAUUUCUCGAGGAAGAAGAGUCUAUCGCAGGCGUUGCAAGUUGAUUACUUGAAAACAGCUGUGGAUAGAAAUGAUAGCUUGCAAGUUCAACUAAAUGACAUAGUAAAUGAAGAUUGUAAUAUGAAAUCGUUUCUGCGAGAAGUAGAAUCGAAACUCUAUGUUAUCGAGAAGAACCAGCAAGCGAUGCUCAAACUAUUGCAAAGCUCAACUGAUAAGGAAAGAAGUUCUAAGAAUUUAAUAAAUAACGUAGAAGCAAUUAAUAGAAAUGAUCUAAAUGUUAUGGGAAAGAAAUCUUUGAUAAAAAAGAGAGGAUCAGUUGAAAUGUAUGCAAACAUUAAUAGCAGUGAUGAUAACGAAAUCAGAAAAUUGCAUUACAUGGAUGAGCUUUCAGAAACUCGCAACAUUCACCAAAUUACAAAGAGAACGUCAUUUAUUCUUCGAGACGAAGUUUAUACAUCAAUAACAGAUACAAUUAAGAUGCCUAAGAUUCUGUAUGCUCCAGAUGAUUCAGUUCAACCAGCGGCUUCGCCUGGCAUACUUGCAACGCAACUUAAUGAUGCGGCACUCAGAAAUUUCGAAGAGGUAAAGUUUCUAGUUGCACAAUCGGAAGAGGUAUACAUGGAAGAAGCAUACAGCCGUCAGCAUGGUCCAUAUGUCAGACACGUAGUCGAGAAGAAUUAUCAGAAUCGACGAACAGCGAUACGAAUGAAAUUGCCAUAUAAACAUCGCCAUGUUUCAGAGUUGACAACUGAUCCGAAACAAUUUGAAUAUAAAUUUAAAGUGAUAACUGUGAGCAAUAAGUGUAGUGACGAAGUUUCAUCAAAGUCGUUGAAUACAGCAAAGACCACAGACAGUGUUCCUCUUGGAUUAGCAUUCGAUCAAGAAGAGAGCCCAGUGAAAAGUACCGCUGACAAGAAUCAGAACAAACGAAACACAUCGGUUGCGUUUGACGGGCAAUCAUUUCAGUAUAUCAGGAUUUCAGAAGAUUUUGUAAGGGGUGAGACAUCGCAUAACAUAAGAAGGAAUACUGUUAAAGACGUGCAGGGUUAUUAUUACAGCAAAAUACAAUAUACUGCUGCUGCGGAUAACAAGAUAAACGACUGUUUGGCACAUUUCCAGUCACACUCCGGAAGAAAUAAGCACAUGGAUGCUACAAUGCAUACACCGUUUUGUAUACCUCUCAAGCAACAAUCGAACCAUGGAGCAAAAUCAGAGGACGAAGGAGGAGCUCCACCCAGAUCGUUGUCAUUAUCAUCACAAUCCCAUUCUUCUCGAUUAGAUAAUUCAAAUGAAGGUUGUAAUCGUAGUAGUACCGCGAUGGAUGUUCCUCCAUCAAAAGUGGAUACAUUUGCUGCAUUUUUACCUCGCAAAAUUCUGCAACUUUUGUCUGCUUCAAAAUUCGGUUUUAGCUUAAAUCAUUAUUGCUGUUUAGGUGCACCGCAGAGAAGCGAAUCACUAAAUGAUGAUCAAAUAAAUUCAACAAAAGUCGUACCAUUAUCUUCAUCGCAAUCGGUGGUGAUUUCAUGUGACUCGAAGUCAUUUUUGUUCAAAAGUAUUGCUCCGUAUGUACAUCAACCGACAACGGUGCCGAAAGCGCCAUCCGAAGUUAAUCAGCCACCAGUACUACCUUCAGCACACUUGACCAAUGGUUCACUGGCUACCAAUCAAACUUUACCUCUCCCGCAUUGCAGCUUUUCAGUUCCGACAACAAAUGCUACCACUGUUACACUAUCACACGGUCCAUGCUGUGACCGUGCAGCAGAUGAUAGUCUUUGCAAAAAACGAGAUCCUUUGCCAGUGAAGGAAACACUCCACGAAGAUCAUUGCUGUGAGAAUGCUCCACGCAGAUUAAAACUUAAAACGACAGAUGGACCAUCUCCUGGAUUACGCCCUACUUACGGACGAUCUGGAUGGCACGAUGGUUCGAGACAAUCAAUGCUGCCCUGUCCUGGUCCUGGAGCAUCACGAUGUUAUACAAAACCAUCGCCUUCACUACCACUCCUUCCACUUGGUCAGGCAUGUGGUCGAGGCGCACCCCGGCGUCUUAUAUUGAGUAGUUUUACUGAGUCACAUUGUUGCGGAGCAGAAUCAUUUAGUGAACCAAGUGGAUUCAGGAAUAAUAAAGAAGGAAAUGAGCAAGCUUACAACUCGUACUAUGUAGGAAAUGUGCCAUCAAUUCCAACCUCAUCAAUAAUGCAAUCAACGUAUAGUGGUGCAAACAUUACGUACACAGCAGCAGGCACUGCACCACCUCCUAAAACAGGCGAUCCAGAUCAAGUUGUUAUAUGCUCUUCAACAACCAGUGGUAGAACUGUAACGUAUCCCUACCUAUCAAAAUCAACGUAUUCAUAUGCCGAAUGUGACACCGAUCACUCAAGGGCAUCACUUAUAGAAGGAAUAUGCAAAUCUUCAAUGCACAAGUAA
Molecule: messenger RNA, 6159 nt
Organism: Cercopithifilaria johnstoni
Lineage: Eukaryota; Metazoa; Nematoda; Chromadorea; Rhabditida; Onchocercidae
Source: the annotation of a GenBank genome assembly